AUGUUUGGACGUUUAAUUUUCCCAAAGCGACUGUUAACUUUUCGUCAGUUGCAGAUAGUAAAGCUAAAAAGGGGUAUUUCUAGUGAGAUACAGAGGACAGAUGCCCAAUCUGGCGAAUCAACGAAUGCAGUUAAUACUGGUGUGAUUCAGAAAACAGAUGAAGAGACAUUAAUGUAUUUUGAUAAUGUUUAUCCACGCGCGACAUCUCUUUGGAGGCCCACACAGUGGUAUAAUUUUCUACUGACAAACCAAUCAAGAGAGGCAGUUCGCGAAAAAAUCAUGAAACUUGCGAGUCCGCCUAACAACCCUAUCACCGGUCUUGAAUUGAGGGCUACUAUUGCCACUCAGCGCGAUGGAGGAGUGUUUGCGACGUUUUUAGUUCCACCGGAAUAUACGAAGGCAGAGGUAAAUGCCAAAAUACAGCAAAAUACGGAGCGGGAAUCGUCUAAAUCAAUUAUUUCUUUCUUUACGAAGGUUGCUGCUUUUCCAGUGAAAGGUGCACCAUGGUAUGAAGACUUGCGGCGGCUGCCAAGCAAUACAAUUAGAAUUGAAUUUGAGGAUAAGGCGUUGACCGAAGAAGAGCUUUAUUCGCUUUUCAGGCGAUAUGGAACGAUUAUAGACAUAUAUCCUCCGACAGCAAAGGAUCCGACGGCUACCAUAAGAUAUCGUUCGUUUCGCGGCGCUAUAUGUGCAAAGAAUUGUGUGUCUGGAUUGGAGGUGAACAAUACUGUGCUACAUGUAAAAUACGAGCCUAUCAUCAGAGGGCAUGUUAUUAGAGACUUUUUCGUUAACCAUCCCAGAAUUGCUAUUCCUUUAAUCUUUGCGUUUCUAUCUAUUGCAGCUGUCUUAAUUUUUGAGCCUGUUAGAGAGUUUUCGAUUGAACAGAAGAUAAGUCACACAUAUACCCUUUCUAAAGACAACUACUUCGUGCAGAAGAUUUUAAGUUUUACUUCGUCAACAAUGUCUUCUGUUAAGCAUCUGUGGGGUGUUAAUGAAGCAGAACCAGAGCAAAGACAACUAUGGCAAGAACGUCGUGAAUUGGUCAGCGAUCUUAAGUUAUGGUUAGAGGAGAACAACAACACCUUUGUAAUUGUAACAGGACCAAGAGGCUCGGGUAAGCAUGAACUACUUAUGAAACAUACCCUCCAUGAAAGAUCAAAUGUAUUAUACUUGGACUGUGAUAGUUUAGUAAAGUCUCGUACCGAUAGUAAGUUCUUGAGAACCGCAGCACACCAAAUUGGAUAUUUUCCAAUUUUCCCUUGGUUGAACUCAUUCACAGGUUUAAUUGACUUAACAGUGCAAGGGUUGACUGGUCAAAAGUCAGGGUUAUCUGAAAGCAAAGAAACCCAGUUUAGGUCAAUGUUAAACACCGCUAUGAUGUCAAUUAGAAGGAUUGCUUUGAAAGGAUACAAAGCAGAUGUAGAAUCAGGACAUGGCCAAUCUACCAUCAAAGAAGAAGAUUAUUUGCAACAGCAUCCUGAUAAAAAGCCUGUCAUUGUUAUUGAUAGAUUUACUAAUAAAGCGGAGAUGAAUGGAUUUGUAUAUAAGGAAUUGGCGGAAUGGGCUUCAAUUCUUGUCCAGAUGAAUAUUGCUCAUGUUAUAUUCUUAACCGAAUCAGUUACUCCUAACCAAUUGUUGGCAGAAGCCUUGCCGAACCAGGUUUUUAAAUUCAUGACCUUGUCUGAUGCCACAAAGGAAUCCGCAAGAUCUUACGUAUUGUCACAUUUACAGGAUAAUUUCCCACCUCCUAAAAAUGAUGACAUUUCGUAUCACCCAAAGUUAUAUGUUGAGGAUAUUGAUCGCGCAUUAGAACCAAUCGGAGGUAGGAUGUUAGAUUUGCAGGCAUUUGUAAGACGUGUUAAAUCCGGCGAAAGUCCAUCAGAAGCGUUAGAUAAAAUGGUCGAACAAGCUUCUGAGCAAAUUACUCAGAUGUUUUUAAGUGAGAAGUCCGAUACAACUAAAACUGCACAGGCAUGGGAGUUAAUCACAAUGCUUGCUGAGCACGAUAGCAUAAAUUUUAAGGAUGUUUUCUUUAAACCAUUGUUCAAGUCUUCACCUGAAGCGGGUUUACUAGAAUUAGAAAAGAAUGGUUUGAUAACCGUUACUAGAAAUAGAGGUGUUUUGAAUGAGAUCCGUCCUGCUAAACCACUUUUCAAAGCUGCAUUCGCAUUUCUCACUAGAGAUCAACAAUUGUCGACUGUUCUCAAGACCGGAUACCUCUUACGUCUAAUAAACUUCGAGACCAACAGAAUAAAGAAGUGGGAAGAAGAGCUUCGAAUGUUGGGCAAUGUCACAGAUCAGAAGUUAUUCAGAUCGAGACUCACGUACUUGGCUUCAAAGAUUGAGGCUAGCAAUGCAAUUGUUAAAGAUUGCGAGGAUCAAGCUAAAAGAAUAGCUAGCGGUAGCUGA
Eremothecium sinecaudum is the source of this 2409-nucleotide messenger RNA. It is a transcript of the gene YME2, whose product is annotated as Yme2p. Gene Ontology annotation, cellular component: mitochondrial inner membrane. The record is from RefSeq and is a predicted model, not a curated record. The transcript has a single exon. NCBI's taxonomy places the organism in Eukaryota, Fungi, Ascomycota, Saccharomycetes, Saccharomycetales, Saccharomycetaceae. Gene Ontology annotation, molecular function: RNA binding. Bases 1 to 2409 code for a protein of 802 amino acids.